Molecule: messenger RNA, 940 nt
Organism: Drosophila serrata
Lineage: Eukaryota; Metazoa; Arthropoda; Insecta; Diptera; Drosophilidae
Gene: RpL7-like
Product: Ribosomal protein L7-like
Biological process (GO): maturation of LSU-rRNA from tricistronic rRNA transcript (SSU-rRNA, 5.8S rRNA, LSU-rRNA)
Cellular component (GO): cytosolic large ribosomal subunit
Molecular function (GO): RNA binding; structural constituent of ribosome
Source: RefSeq, a predicted model, not a curated record
ACGGCCACACUGGCCAGUAUUUCUUUUAAGUUUUUGUUUUGGUAAUUGCACGUGUUUCAUUUCAAAGAGAUUUAAAAACCAGCAAUGUCGGACAAAUACGCAGUACCCAACAAAUUGCCCGGCAAAACAGUCUCUGUGCUGAGGCAUCGCAAGAGGCGAAUUCGGCAGGACCAGUCGGUCGUCGAGCAGAGGAUAAGUGAUCGCAUCCAGCGCCGCAAUGCUCUCCACAAUCACCACAAGUUCCGGCGUGCCGAAUCCUUCGUGAUGGGUUACCUGAAGGCCGAGCGCACGGCCAAGCGAAUCAAGCGAACGAUAUUGCGUACCAACGUCACAGAGCAGAGUGCCGAAGCUGCCCAGGAUUCCAACCCGAAGCUGCUGUUUGUGAUGCGACAUGCAGGCAAGAAAAUCUUCGACAAGACCACAGCUGAAAUCUUUAAAACACUGCGCAUGCCCCAGCGUCACAAUGCCGUCUUCCUGGAGAACACCAAGGAAAAUCAGCUGCUGCUGCGUGUGAUCGAACCCUUUGUGGUCUAUGGAAAUCCCUCGUUGAGCACCAUUCGUGAGUUGGUCUUUAAGAAGGGUUUCGCCCGCAUCAAUGGAAAGAAAACGGCCAUUCAGUCCAACACAAUGGUGGAGGAGCAGUUGGGGGAGAAGGGUGUUAUCUGCUUGGAGGAUAUCAUACACGAGAUCUGCACUGUGGGACCGAAUUUCGCGGCCGUCAACGAGUUUCUGUGCGCCUUUAUGUUAUCGAGUCCUAGCAAUGGGUGGCAGAAGAAGGUCUCCGUCUCGUAUAAACGCGGUGGCGAAUAUGGCGACCGUGGCAAUGCCAUCAACGAACUGGUUGCCCGCUGCCUGUAGAGACCUUAAGCUAGUAGACUCUUUAGUGAUUGUUCAAUCUAAAUAAGCCGUAUUUACACAUUAAAACAGAAACAUGCCUUAA